AUGUUUCUUCUCGUUUUUUCAGGUAUUGCAGCACAGCAAGCUCCAUCAGAUGAUUUAAUGAAAAUGAUCAAGCAAGAGCUUCAACUUCUCAAAGGAGACAUCAAACAACUCCAAAAAUCAGUUUAUUCAGAGUUCGAUAUCGAAGAAAAGGUCGAAGCACCUUCAAACGAUUUCUUAUUGUAUGACACUGGAUUUUUAAUUAGAAUGCCCGUAGAAGAUCACCCAAUUCAGAAACCACCAAUUAAAUUAUAUGAACAGUCUGAUUCAACAACAGAAAGCAGUUCCGAAUCUCCAAAUUCACUUGUUGAUGAUGUUUUCGUACCUCAGCAGGUUAAUUAUAGGAGCUCCGACGAUAAGAUUUCUGUUGUUCUUAACAAAAACAGUGUUUUUAAAUCCUUCUCCACUUCACCAAAGGUCUUAAAACAACCAAAUUCAGAAGAAAACUGGAUGGCGAUGGAUGAUAAGAUUGAUGUUACACUCAACAGAGAUCUUCCAUUACGUAGACCUUCUCCACAUCGUCCUGUAAUCGAACCCGUAAAUGUCAAGAAAACCAGAUGCAAUCCCCAAGUCGAAUACUGUUCAGUAAGGAGAGAUCCUGGGACUCAAAUUUAUCUCAAUGCACUUACCGAUCCUAAACACAUAACAAGACAAUCUUUCUCAUCUUUUAGAAACGAUGCUGAUGCAGAUAGAGAUAAGGCUCCAGUUACGGACAACACACUUUCAGGAUCAAAGAGUUUCUCUACUCAGAAGUCUCCACCCUUACGUCAACUGAAUUCUCAGAGACUUACUAUAGGCAAAAUAGGUACCAGGUAUCAAGAUUCAUAUUCUGAAUCAGAAUCACCUCCUUUAAACUCUCCACAGUUUCCUACGGAUGAUAAAAUUCCGUAUGUACUCAACAGGAGACCGGAAAGGCCAGACGUCCCAGUUCCAAAGCGUCCAUACAGUCCAUAUGCAAAGAAAAGAACUUCUCCACUGAUUGGCGAAAGGAAUGCAAGACCAGCUGCACCAAUAUUGGCAGUCCCACCUCCAAUUUUUAAACCAUCUCCAGUUAGACCUGGACCAAUAGAAGAUGUCACCCUCGAAUCAAUUAAAUAUAUGGAAAACACAGCACCCACACCCAUCGUCAUCCAACAACAACCAAAAGUAGCUUCGUUUGGCUCUAAAUCAAAAAAGACAGAUUUAGAUCUAAAUAUGGUCAACGAUCUCAAUAUGGUCAAUGAUCUCAAUAUGGUCAAUGACCUCAAUAUGGUCAAUGAUCUCAAUAUGGUCAAUGAUCUUAACCAAGCCAACGAUCUCAAUAUGGUUAAUGAUCUUAACCAAGCCAACGAUCUAAAUAUGGUUAAUCGCUGGUGA
Messenger RNA from Trichomonas vaginalis G3, 1353 nucleotides. RefSeq lists its product as uncharacterized. The record is from RefSeq and is a predicted model, not a curated record. The transcript has a single exon. Lineage: Eukaryota; Parabasalia; Trichomonadida; Trichomonadidae. Bases 1 to 1353 code for a protein of 450 amino acids.